AACAUCCAUCAAAUCAAAUCAUCAGUUUCUUACCCUGGAGUUAUGGAUUACAACUACACAAAUCAGUAUCUUAAAAUUGUGAAUCAACUCAUCCGUGACUACAAAAUACCUACCAAUAUUACAGAUUCAUUGUUUAAGUACCGAUAUUUUAUAUCCCAGUCAGAACUCGAAAAGCAGUUAAGCGCACCUAUGAAGUGGAUUGGGAUGUACAUCGCAUUGGCAUCUCUGGUUUGCAUCCUUGCCAUGGUGGCUGAUUUAUUACAUGGUUUCCGUAGCAGAAAGCUAUGGUUUCCGUGUAGAUAUUUUCGAAUUAAUGCUGCUUUUCUCACUGUAAUAUCUGUCGCAAUGAAGUUACCUCUAGAUUUAGCUGGUUCGAUGAUGGGUCAUGUGGACCGUUUGGCAAAGCUCGGAAGCAUGGCCUUUAUGUGCACCAUGAUGGCUAAUUUAUUGCCUUGUUUAGCAACCAUGAACAAUAAUGAGCUUUUAUCAAACAUCACAGCUUUGUGUCUUCUUGUCGUCACCUUGGUUGUAAAUGUUUGCAUCCAAAUACCAACUGGGGUUUUAUCCGCAUCUUUCGGUUACAAUCAUAAGCAUAUCCGUGAUGGCAUUUAUACACGGCAUGAUGCCUACAUAUACACAACACCCAUGAUCGGUAUAUUAGCCUCCAUUUAUGUAAUUUGCUUAGCUGUGUUGUUAAUAUUACAUGUAUGUUCAUCUCUAGCGAUUCUAAGAUCCAAAAGGAUUAUAGAAUCCAAAUACCAACAAGGUCAUGAUAUAGCUUCAAAAGAUAUUCAACCAUCACCAGGAGAAUUGUUAACAAUUGAGAAGCUACAUAAGCAUGUGAGCAACCACUGGAUCAUGGCAGGAAGUGGCAGCCCCCAAUUCAUAACAGCUUGCUUUCACACCACAUCUGCUUCUGGGGUAAUAUGUCUUUUAGUCAUAAUCUUACACACUUAUACUAUGCCCAGAACUAUUGAAGCUAUAUUGGAUAAGGAUUAUGAUUCAGAUUAUGAUUCGUCCAUGAUAGUAAUUGCCAUAGUACAGUCUAUCGGGCUUGUGAUUGGUACAGUUGCACCACUUUCUAGAUGGUUUGCGACCUUAAGCUUUAAGGUGUCCUCCAAAAUCAUUGCAAACCAUUUUAAUGUCUUUAAGGUAGAACGCUACUGGACUCAGAAGUUAUACGAUUGGAAGCAUGCUAGAAUAAAUCUCCCAUUUCGUAGCCGCAACCUCGAGGUGGUGAUUGAGACUUUGAAAAGGCUAAUUUCCAACAUUUGUAUUGGAUUGCAGAAUGGAGUUGUUGUGAUAUGCAAGGUAAUAGCGUUGAUCCCAUUUUUGUCUAUGAUAUGUUUCUUGUAUUGUUUCCGUUGUAUGAAGUGGUUAUUAAAGAAAGUGUUUCCUCUAUUGGGAAACACAUUUGAGAAGUUGGAAGGAAACAAUGAUCUUCGCCCUUAUGUUUUGCAACUUGAAGAUGAGAUAGAGCUUGGUGAGAGAACAUUGAAGGGCCUUUUAAAAUCUGUGAAGCGAAUGAUCAAAAGGGGUGCAACAGGCCAACCUAAAAAUCUUAUCAAGCUAAUUCUUGGAAAGUCUACUAGUAGUUUUGAAGGGGUUAAAAAGUUUGACCACAUUGAUGAUCAUGAUGUUCCGUGUGUAAACUGUUGGAGGUUACCUGUGGUAAACCUAACAAGCAUCGCCGUUUCCCUUCCUAAAAUCCAAAAGGAGGAAGUUGAUAGCUUGUUGGAAAGUGUUAGUGAAGGUCUAGAAUAUGUCACAGUGGUGGAAAAAUGCCUCAAUGCUACGGAUGAUCAUGUAAGUUUUCAAAAUGCGGCUGAAACUUUGUGGCGAGAAAUUGCAUUACACAAAAAAUGGAUAGGAAACGACUUGCGUGAACCAGAUUUUCGAGAAAAUACAGCUAAACAAAUUGUUGAAUGGUUCAGGGAUAAAGCUAAGAAUAUAGCUUGUUCAGAGGCUAGAAAUAAUGAUAAUACAGGAGGCGAGAAUGAUGAUUUGAUACGCAGGUGUAUUGGUGCCAACUCAAUGUAUCGUAUAACCGAAACAAUCCUACGUAACUGCCACACCAACAUUGAUGCCACGGUUAGCCAGAACGAACUAUUCGGCAGCUUAUCAUCAAUGAUCGCUGAUAUAAUUGCCGCUUGUCUCACCAACUUACCACAAGCCAUAAUAAUGAAAUGUCACACUAGUGUGAUAGAGGAAAGGGAAGCCAGUGUCUAUGAUGCAGCCCAGCUUCUAGGCGAGACUACACAAAUAAUCGAAACGCUUCGAGGUCGCGAUAUUCCAAACAUGGAUCCAAGUGACCUGCCAUUUAUCGAAAAAUGGCGUGCUUUUUUAGGGGAUCCCUGAUUCCUUAAAAUUCAUAUUUGUUCUUCAGGUAAUAAAGUGUGAAGCUAGUAAGAUUUUCAUGGGCAAUCACCUUUACUACUCAAAGUAAUCCAGGAUGGUCGAAUAGGUGGCUUCUAGAAGUUGAUUUGCACAAUUAGCAUCCAGAAAGCAUGUUGGUCAAGUCCUUGCUUCUCAUAAAUUGUACUCUAUCCUAGUUUACUAGCUUGUAAACUGUAUGUUGUUGUAUCAAUAGUUUUGUUUUUGGUGUGA
Messenger RNA from Helianthus annuus (common sunflower), 2607 nucleotides. RefSeq lists its product as uncharacterized. Bases 43 to 2358 code for a protein of 771 amino acids. The record is from RefSeq and is a predicted model, not a curated record. NCBI's taxonomy places the organism in Eukaryota, Viridiplantae, Streptophyta, Magnoliopsida, Asterales, Asteraceae. The transcript has 2 exons.